AUGGCUGAGGAGCCGCAGCGUGCAGCAGCAGAUCGUUUCCUUAUUCAGGCAACAGCAGCAGAGACCAAUGGUCCACUGUCACGUAACCACUGGUUAGAGCUCAACAGAAACGAUAUAGAUGAAACAAGAUUAAGCGUUGUCUUUAAAAAAACAAACAACCAGGCCGACACACCACCUACAUCUGCUGCUGCUGCUGCAGCAGCAGCAGCAGCAGCAGCAGCAGCAGCAAAUGCUCCUGCUGCAGGGUAUUCGCAGCACGGGGAGGAGAAAGGCGACGCAACAGCAGCAGCACCCAGCAGCAGCAGCAGCAGCAGCAGCAACAAGCAGCAGCAGCAGCAAAUGCUCCUGCUGCAGGGUAUUCGCAGCACGGGGAGGAGAAAGGCGACGCAACUGCAGCAGCACCCAGCAGCAGCAACAGCAGCAGCAGCAGCAGCAGCAGCAGCAGCAGCAGCAGCAGCAGCAAUGUAG
Molecule: messenger RNA, 468 nt
Organism: Eimeria mitis
Lineage: Eukaryota; Apicomplexa; Conoidasida; Eucoccidiorida; Eimeriidae
Product: major sperm protein domain-containing protein, putative
Exons: 2
Coding region: 1-468 (155 amino acids)
Source: RefSeq, a predicted model, not a curated record